UCGCCCUGGCCGGGUCCUCCCACCUUCAGGCUACAGAGACGAGGGGCCAGAAGGGCCGCCCGCUCACGGCCGAGGCCCCGCCCCCCGCUCGCCGGCCAGCCCGCGCCUCCAGCGGAAGCCGGAAGCAAAAGCGGUCCCAGCUAGCCCCUGGCUCCGAACUCGGUGGUCUUGGAGGCUCCGCAGGAUGGGGGAGAAGAUGGCGGAAGAGGAGCCCUGGGCACAUAGUAGUGAAGGAGGCCGACCAGGAGCUGCCCUCAGGUUUCCUAACACAACUCAUGAAGGUUUCAAUGUCACCCUCCACACCACCCUGGUUGUCACUACGAAACUGGUGCUCCCGACCCCUGCCAAGCCCAUUCUCCCUGUGCAAACAGGGGAGCAGGCUCAGCAGGAGGAACAGUCAAGCGGCAUGACCAUCUUCUUCAGCCUCCUCGUCCUAGCUAUCUGCAUCAUAUUGGUGCAUUUACUGAUCCGAUACAGAUUACAUUUCUUGCCAGAGAGCGUUGCUGUUGUUUCUUUAGGUAUUCUCAUGGGAGCAGUUAUAAAAAUUAUAGAGUUCAAAAAAUUGGCAAAUUGGAAGGAAGAAGAAAUGUUUCGUCCAAAUAUGUUUUUCCUCCUCUUGCUUCCUCCUAUUAUAUUUGAGUCAGGAUAUUCAUUACACAAGGGUAACUUCUUUCAAAAUAUUGGUUCCAUCACCCUGUUUGCUGUCUUCGGUACGGCAAUUUCCGCUUUUGUAGUAGGUGGAGGAAUUUAUUUUCUGGGUCAGGCUGAUGUAAUCUCUAAACUCAACAUGACAGACAGCUUUGCAUUUGGCUCCCUGAUUUCUGCUGUCGAUCCAGUGGCCACUAUUGCUAUUUUCAAUGCCCUUCACGUGGACCCAGUGCUCAACAUGCUGGUUUUUGGAGAGAGUAUUCUCAAUGACGCAGUCUCCAUUGUCCUCACCAACACAGCCGAAGGUUUAACAAGGAAAAAUAUGUCAGAUGUCAGUGGGUGGCAAACAUUUUUACAAGCCCUUGGCUACUUCCUCAAAAUGUUCUUUGGCUCAGCAGCACUCGGCACUCUCACUGGCUUAAUCUCUGCAUUAGUGCUAAAGCAUAUUGACUUGAGGAAAACGCCUUCCUUGGAGUUUGGCAUGAUGAUCAUUUUUGCUUAUCUUCCUUAUGGGCUCGCAGAAGGAAUCUCGCUCUCGGGCAUCAUGGCCAUCCUGUUCUCGGGCAUUGUGAUGUCCCACUACACGCACCAUAACCUGUCCCCAGUCACCCAGAUCCUCAUGCAGCAGACCCUCCGGACCGUGGCCUUCCUGUGCGAAACAUGUGUGUUUGCAUUUCUUGGCCUGUCCAUUUUUAGUUUCCCUCACAAGUUUGAAAUUUCCUUUGUCAUCUGGUGCAUAGUACUUGUACUGUUUGGCAGAGCAGUAAACAUUUUCCCUCUUUCCUACCUCCUGAAUUUCUUCCGUGAUCAUAAAAUCACACCGAAGAUGAUGUUCAUCAUGUGGUUUAGUGGCCUGCGAGGGGCCAUCCCCUACGCCCUGAGCCUGCACCUGGACCUGGAGCCCAUGGAGAAGCGGCAGCUCAUCGGCACCACCACCAUCAUCAUUGUGCUCUUCACCAUCCUGCUGCUGGGCGGCAGCACCAUGCCCCUCAUCCGCCUCAUGGACAUCGAGGAUGCCAAGGCACGCCGCAGGAACAAGAAGGAUGUCAACCUCAGCAAGACAGAGAAGAUGGGCAAUACCAUCGAGUCAGAGCACUUGUCAGAGCUCACGGAGGAGGAAUAUGAAGCCCACUACAUCAGGCGGCAGGACCUCAAAGGCUUCGUGUGGCUGGACGCCAAGUACCUGAACCCCUUCUUCACGCGGCGGCUGACUCAGGAGGACCUCCACCAUGGACGCAUCCAGAUGAAAACCCUCACCAACAAGUGGUAUGAGGAGGUGCGCCAGGGCCCCUCGGGCUCCGAAGAUGAUGAGCAGGAGCUGCUGUGAUGGAGCAGGGCGCCCGCCCAGCGGCCUCUUGGCUCUCAGGACAGAUGCUCAGCAGGGGCCCCGGAGAUGCUGCAUUUGGCCGCAGCCUCAGGGAAGAUGGAAGCAGGGUGAAGCAAAGGCCAUGGUCUUCUGAAACCAGAUGUCCCUGGGCCUUGGAGCCAGCUGUCUGCUUCUGAAGUAGGUCAUGUCUCCGGGCCUCCCCGAGCCAGACUUCUGCUCUGUUGUUUCCCAGCCCGCAGAUCCAGAGGGACCCACUGUCCAGGUAAACUUUCCCUUCUGCUUCUGCGGCCAGGGUGCAGAGUCCUCUGACGAGCUGAGGUGCCUGAGAAGAAAAGCCGUGACCAGCUGUGGAGCCCGCCAGGACUGGGGGUUCUGGGGGAGCACUGGCUUGCAGCUUCUGCUGUUCUCAGCCACGGCCUUCACAGGAGUCCCUGCUGUGGCCCAAAUGGGUGUCUGUUCAGCAGUGCAGGGAGCCAGCCACCCUUUCCCUUUGGUCAUCAAGGUGCCUCUGGUCUCAGCAGCAGCAGUUCUGACCUAAGUGGUGGACUCAGAAAUCCGGAAAACCUCACACUUCCCUUUGAGUUGUUGCUUGCACUCCCUGAAAAGGAAAAACCAGUGACCUUUUUCUUUACCUCGGACUGGCACCUUGCGGGCUGUCUCCCUGGGUGGCAGGCAGCUGCUGCCCUCCUCUGGGAAUAGUGUGAAUGUUUACACUGGUGCAGAGCCGGACACAGGGUCCUUCUCAGGAACCCCAUUAGAAGCUGCAUUGGGUUUCUGGGGGUUAGCCAGCCCAGUCUGUGGGGUCAGAGCGCCCUCUGGAGGGAGAAGCUAGAGUUACAGGGCUUAUGCAGCCGGCAUCGGUGGUCUUUGAGUUCAGUUUAAAUUCCUGCACUUUUACAUAGUGAGAGCCUGGCAAUCACCUCCCUCCCUCACCCAGUGGAUCUCAUUGGUCCAGAGGCCCCAGUUCCUGGGCUCUGUGGGGUCUGCCCACUCUUUGCCUGCUGCCACCUUCACUGCUAAUCAUUUCCUUCUUCCCUGUUCGGUUCUUUACCGUCUUGGGUCCCAGCUCACCAAAGCCCUGAGUAGGGGCCGGAGCAGCAGUGCCCUGUGCUCCUCCCCUGCCACUCCCACCCAGAACUCGCUCACAGAGGCUUGCACAUGUCUCUCUCUCCCACACGCACACCCCCUGCCCUGUCCCUGUGGUCCCGGCCCUUGGCUAUCCAGGGUGAGGAGCUGCUAGUCACAUCCAGAUGGAGUGGAGUUCCUCACUUUCACAUCUCCUCCUCAUCUUCCCUUAACAAACCUCAUACCCACUAGCCUUUGCCCAUCUAUGGGCCAGUGGCACCUCCCCUAGGUGCCUCAGGGUCCCUGCCUUGGGACCCGGCACCCUCUUGGGUGGUUUUGUUCAUUGUGUCCUGGUUCUGUGUGAGGAACACUGGGCCAGCAUGGACCCUGGGCUGGCAGCAGGUCUGUUUCCAUCCCUUCUGCCUCAGGCAGCAUGGCCCUGGGUGUCAGGAAGAACUGACUGCAGAGCCCUCCAAGACCCUGGUGCCCAGCCCACCAGACCAAGCCCCUUUCCUGGAAGUAUGAGGCCAAUCAGACAGGAAGCACUUGGUUUCCUUCUUAUGCAUGAAAAGUAAAUCUGUACUUGCUAGGGUUAACAUACGUUCAUUUCUCUUUUUGGAACCUCCCCCUUUAGCUCCGUAAUUUAAGCCAAACAGGAGUAUUUUACUUCACCUAAUACCUUCUGGGAGGAGCAAUACCAUGUAUAAUCUGGUCUCCAUCAUUUCCUACUUUUAGAGGUCAAAGAAGGAGAAGACGGUUGUCCACACCUAGGAGGAAGAGGGCAGGGAUCCGAGAUUAGAGUGUUCUCCAAUCCAUAAAUAAUUUACCUUCUCCUUUGAAGUUUGUGGUCUGAUCUCAGAAGUGGAACUUGCAUUGCAAACUCAAUAGCUUCCCAGAAAAUGUGGAGGGGGCGGGGAUUGUGAAUUCACAGAUAAAGCAGUGGAAACACCUUCUCAAUUCAGACUGCCCCGUCACCAGGUCUCGCCUCCCACUUUUAGCAGAGACUUGAAAAUGAUAGUGUAGUAGAGAAGAGUCCUCAAAGUGGAAGGUCCCCUAGG
Nyctereutes procyonoides (raccoon dog) is the source of this 4098-nucleotide messenger RNA. It is a transcript of the gene SLC9A8, whose product is annotated as solute carrier family 9 member A8. The transcript is spliced from 17 exons. Gene Ontology annotation, biological process: proton transmembrane transport; sodium ion transport; regulation of pH. Bases 185 to 1975 code for a protein of 596 amino acids. Gene Ontology annotation, cellular component: Golgi apparatus; membrane. NCBI's taxonomy places the organism in Eukaryota, Metazoa, Chordata, Mammalia, Carnivora, Canidae. Gene Ontology annotation, molecular function: sodium:proton antiporter activity. The record is from RefSeq and is a predicted model, not a curated record.